Ooceraea biroi (clonal raider ant) is the source of this 2239-nucleotide messenger RNA. RefSeq names its product Translation factor waclaw (gene waw). Gene Ontology annotation, biological process: positive regulation of translation. Gene Ontology annotation, molecular function: GTPase activity; GTP binding; mitochondrial ribosome binding. The record is from RefSeq and is a predicted model, not a curated record. Gene Ontology annotation, cellular component: mitochondrion. Lineage: Eukaryota; Metazoa; Arthropoda; Insecta; Hymenoptera; Formicidae.
AUGAUAUAUCUAAAAAUGCAUAAUAUGCAUAAUAUGCACAAUUUAUUAUGUACUAGUAUCUCUCGUGCCAUCCACAAUGUAAAAGUUUUCAAGCAACAAAGGAGAUGGAUAUAUUCAUCAAAAAUAUGUUUUGCCGCACAGAUAACGACGGACGUGGAAUAUGAUAUAUCAGUUGAAGCUAUUCGUAAUUUUAGCAUAGUAGCACAUGUCGAUCAUGGCAAAAGCACACUCGCAGAUAGGCUACUGGAAUUAACAGGUGCUAUAAAAGUGAACUCUGGGAAGCAAGUUUUAGACAAUUUGCAAGUUGAAAGAGAACGUGGAAUUACCGUGAAAGCACAGACAGCUUCGUUAAACUACAUGUAUCAAGGAAAGAAACACUUGCUAAAUCUUAUAGAUACACCAGGUCAUGUGGAUUUUUCAGCAGAAGUUCAACGAUCAUUGUCUCCCUGUCAAGGGGUUAUACUAUUAGUUGAUGCAAAUGACGGAAUCCAAGCUCAAACAGUAGCUAAUUACUAUCUGGCACGAGAGAAAGAUCUCGUAGUGAUACCAGUAAUUAAUAAAAUAGAUUUGAAGAAUGCCAAUCCUGAAAGAGUACAGAAUCAAUUACAGGCAUUAUUUGGCAUAGAGGAUGUAGAUGUCAUCAAAAUAUCCGCUAAGUUAGGUAUUGGAAUCGAUAAAGUUUUAGAUGCUGUUGUUGAAAAAAUUCCACCACCCGUGGUAUGUAGGGACGAACCGUUCAGAGCGCUAAUAUUUGAUAGCUGGUACGAUAAACAUAAGGGAGCAAUUUCUUUAAUUUAUGUCAAAGAUGGACAAUUGAGUGUUGGCAAAUACAUUACUUCUACAUAUAUGAAGAAAUCAUAUGAAAUUAGAAAUAUUUCUCUUCUUAGACCUCGAGAAGAAAAUGUGAAGACAAUAUUUGCAGGACAAGUAGGCACUAUAUCGUGCAAUAUGAAAUCUAAGGAAACUCACAUUGGUGAUACUUUGUAUCUCCGACAUCAAUCUGUCGAUUCUUUAGAAGGAUUUAAACCACCCAAACCGAUGGUAUUUGCAGGAGUAUAUCCAAUGGAUCAAUCACAAUUCAUAUCUUUGCAAGCAGCUAUUGACAAACUUACAUUAAACGACAGUGCUGUAACUGUUGCACUAGAAUCAAGCGUCGCACUUGGAAGAGGGUGGCGUCUUGGUUUCUUGGGCUUACUACAUAUGGAGGUUUUCAGUCAGCGACUUGAACAAGAAUAUGGGGCGCAGCCAAUAAUUACAGCUCCCGCCGUUACGUAUAAGGCAAAACUUUUUGGCAGUAAAAGCAUAGCGAAAUAUCAAAGCGAUACAAUAACUUUUAAUAAUCCAACGCAUUUUCCAAACCCACAAGUUGUCACCGAAUUUUACGAACCCAUGGUCAUGAUAACUGUGAUAACGCCAGUUGAUUAUAUGAAUGGGAUUACGUCACUCUGUCGAGAAAGACGGGGCAUAGAAAAAUUGAGCAAGACUAUUGGCAGUGACAGAUACAUGCUACAAUAUAUAAUGCCAUUGUGCGAAAUAAUCCUUGACUUUCAUGACACUUUGAAAAGCAUAAGUUCUGGUUAUGCUAGUUUUGAUUAUGAAGAUUACGGCUAUCAACCGUCCAACAUCGUAAAAUUAGAUAUCCUUUUAAAUGGAAAAUUGGUGGAAGAGUUAAGUACAAUUGUGUAUAAAGACAAAGCAAUGCAGACAGGUAAAAAGUUGUGCAUCAAGCUUCUAGAGACUAUUCCUCGACAACUGUUUGAAAUAGCAAUUCAAGCAGCAAUAGGAGGUAAAGUGAUCGCAAGAGAAACUUUAAAAGCUUACAGAAAGGAUGUAACAGCGAAAUUGUAUGGCGGUGAUGUCACUAGAAGGAAGAAAUUGCUGGCGCAACAAGCGGAAGGAAAGAAGAAAAUGAGAAAAAUAGGAACAAUUUCUUUACCCCGAGAUACUUUUAUAAGCGUGCUAAAAAAAUAAUAGAGUUUAUUCUGUCAUUAGGAUUGAAAACAGGCUUUUACAGUUUUACAUUUGAAUUUUGACCAUACGUGAAUUGAGUAGUAAAAUAUUUACUAAAAAUUAGUUGAAAAAGUUUCCUUAUUUCUUGAUUAUUUUCAUUGUUGAGUUCAUAGAUCGCAAAACGAUGUAAGAUUUUUCUGUUCAACUCAAACCUUCAUACGAGCAAGGAUUAGAUUAUUAUCGGAACUUGUAUAUUCUAUGUAAAAUAAAUUAUUUAUAUAAAUUAUAU